ACACCAUUACUUGAUCUCAUUCCAGAGUCACUUCCGCACUCAUUUGAAACCCACCAGUAACGUAUUCUCUGUAUUGGUCAACAUGGCUACGACUGGUGCAGUUCCUAGCACAACUUCGCAAACCUACCUCUGGGCCCUGCGGCUGUGUCAGGGUUUCCUCGCAUCCAUAAUACUCGUCUUGACAUCAACAUCACUAGCGGCAAAGAUCAUGUCUUCGGAGCUCUCUUUUCUGUACAUCAUCUCUUCUUACCCAGGCUUUGUCGUUGUUUGGGUCUUCACUGCGUGGACGAUCUUAUACUCUCUCAUUGCAGCUUUCCUGCCGCGGCCACGUGCAAAAUCGAGCCUGAUUGUCGGGAUUCUGAUUCUCGAUCUCCUUACCGCGGGCAUGUGGUUGGUAGCCUUCACAUUGCUAUUUCAACUUAGCGAUGGUUUGAGCUGGGCGAUCACCCCGGGGACAGAGAUGGUGGCGAGUAUAUUGAUCAGCGCUGUUGAGUGUCUCUUCUUCUGCUUUGGCGCCGGCCACCUCAUUCGCGUCAUGACUAAAAACACGAACGCCGUCAUUGACCAGAACGGCAACGCCAUCCACCUCGCGCACUAUCCGAAGCAGAAUAUCCAUGGGGUUGCUUAUUAGCCCAUCCAGCGGGCUUGAGAAACAAUUGACACCACCAUGAAGGGAUCAAAGUGGAUUUCACGGCGGACUUGAGCCUGGACAGGCAGUUUGGGAGGCGGGGCGACGCAAAAGUGCAAAGAAUGAAGAGGAUUACCGAGCAGUCUCUAUGCUUUGCAGCAUCAUAUUCUUUGAUGGACUAGCUGGACCAGGGGUGGCGGCUGUCCAUUCGUACUUCAUCUCCAGCAAGUAUCCUCAGUAACGAAUACAGAGGUUUCUUAGCCUGUCUCCCCAUUUGCUACCAGCUGCUUCGCUCCGUUUUCCUCGCCCGAGAACGCCACAUUGCCUUCCUCAGAUCAUCAA
Messenger RNA from Exophiala viscosa, 970 nucleotides. RefSeq lists its product as uncharacterized. The record is from RefSeq and is a predicted model, not a curated record. The coding region runs from base 83 to 631 and encodes 182 amino acids. The transcript is spliced from 4 exons. NCBI's taxonomy places the organism in Eukaryota, Fungi, Ascomycota, Eurotiomycetes, Chaetothyriales, Herpotrichiellaceae.